AUGGACCGCGACACGGGGGCGCCACGAUUCUUCGUCCCGACAGACUACUUCCCCAGGAGCGAAGGCGCCGCGACGACGCUCGAGGGCCAAGACGCACAGCACGCUCUCCGGGUCCUGCGCAUGAAGCCGGGCGCCGCGCUGGACGUGUGCGACGGGCAGGGCAACGUGGCGCGCUGCACCAUCACUUCGGUGACGCGCCGCGAAGCGCACGCGAUGGCGGCCGAGGCGCCGCGCGUGGAACAGUGGCGCGGCCCGCGGGUCUCCGUCGCCGUGGGCGUCAGCACCCUGAAGGGCGGGCGCGCCGACUGGCUCGUGGAGAAGCUCGCGGAGCUCGGGGCGUGGGAGGUCGUCCCGUUCGAGGCGGAGCGAUGCGGCAAGGUACCCAAGGGCCGCGAGGGCAGGCUCGACCGCGUGUCGCAGGCCGCGUGCCAGCAGUGUCAGCGCGCACACCUGAUGCAAGUGGCGGCCCCCGCGUCGCUGGCGGAGCUGUGCGACCGCGUCCGGGACGCCGACCUCGCGCUGGUCGCACAGGCCGGGGGCACGCCGGUGUUGUCGGCGCUGGACGAGUCGGCCGGAGCCGCUGCACGCAAAGUAGUAAUUGACCACCCGCGCACGAAACGCGUCUUGCUGGUGGUGGGGCCGGAGGGGGACUUUACAGAGGUAGAAAUCGCCUCGCUGCUGGAAGCGGGGUGCCGCAAGGUCGGCCUCGGGCCCCUGCGGCUGCGCACCGAGACGGCGGCGGUCGCGAUGCUGACGGCCGCGAGGCUCAGCGCGGAUGCCUCAGGCCGCGUGUAA
This is a messenger RNA of Pedinophyceae sp. YPF-701, 795 nucleotides long. The record is from the annotation of a GenBank genome assembly. Lineage: Eukaryota; Viridiplantae; Chlorophyta; Pedinophyceae.